Astyanax mexicanus (Mexican tetra) is the source of this 3948-nucleotide messenger RNA. RefSeq names its product helix-loop-helix protein 2. The record is from RefSeq and is a predicted model, not a curated record. The transcript is spliced from 2 exons. Gene Ontology annotation, biological process: regulation of transcription by RNA polymerase II. NCBI's taxonomy places the organism in Eukaryota, Metazoa, Chordata, Actinopteri, Characiformes, Acestrorhamphidae. Gene Ontology annotation, molecular function: DNA-binding transcription factor activity, RNA polymerase II-specific; protein dimerization activity; RNA polymerase II cis-regulatory region sequence-specific DNA binding. The coding region runs from base 613 to 981 and encodes 122 amino acids.
CCUCCCCGUCAUUCCGGACAGCGCUUCACCAGCAACUCGUAGGCGAUUUCAGUCCGAUCUUUGUAAAGUCGGACUCUUAAACAGAAGAGACGUGAACGAAAUUACAAAUUUUAAAAAAUCUGAAAUGAUCUUCCACUUCAGGAUUUCUUUUUUUAUAGAUGCGCUUCUCCCCUAGACCAGUUCGCCAUCGCGGUUCGGGAGGACUGACAACAUUUCUGCACUUUUCCAUCUAAUCUCUCUGCUGCCAUCUCUAUUGUCUGAAGCCGGAGGUCACGAUACAGCAGCUUAUCGAGAUCUCUAUCUGCGCGAGGCCACGCGUGCACGAUUUCCCCGCUAAUUAAAGCGCGAUAAAGAGCGGCAGAUCAGUCAGAGUGCGGCCGGUCUCCGGUUUAGGGAGGGCUGUUGUCGGAUUCUCCGCAAAUAAGUGAAGUGAUCUGUGAGGAGGAAGAGGAGGAUGCUUAAGGAGAAAAGAAGCCACGGAACCGCGUGCGCUUAGGAGCCAGAGUUGGACAGCAGGGAGGACAUUAGGGACACACUUUUCUGGACCUGUCAGCUUAUCACGGUGGUCCCGUGGAACUGAGAAUUGGCGGGAAACUUCUCUGAGGGGGAAAAAUGAUGCUGAGUCCGGACCAAACCGACCCCGACCUGCCGUGGAGUCAGUCGGACGCCGAGACCGUGCUCGGUGACAUCAAGGCCAGCUGCCUCUCGGACGAGCCGACGGACGGAGAGGGCAAGCCGAGGCCGCUGGCUCCUCAGGCCCUGACCCGCGAGGAGAAGCGGAGGCGGCGGCGCGCGACCGCCAAGUACCGGUCAGCUCACGCCACGCGAGAGCGGAUCCGCGUGGAGGCGUUCAACGUGGCUUUCGGCGAGCUGAGGAAACUGCUGCCCACCCUGCCCCCAGACAAGAAGCUGUCCAAGAUCGAAAUCCUGAGACUAGCCAUCUGCUACAUCUCCUAUCUGAACCACGUCCUGGACGUUUAAAGCAGGAAAAGAGUGGUUUUAAAAUGGCGUCCUGUUUUGCAGUUUUUGGGGGGUAUGGGGGGUUUUGGGGAGGGUAGGGGUUAUUACCCUUCACUCUGCAGUGUUUGAGUGAGAGCUGAGCUGUUGUUGGUGGUGCAGGAGGUUUGAUACUGCUUGAUACCACUUGAUAAUAGCUAUCACCCAAGUGUUCGUCAAACUUUAGGUAUUAGCGACUUUGAGUUAUCCUCUCAGAACAGUGGUUUCCGAAGUCAGUCCUGGGGGCCCCAGGUGCUCUGCAUAUGUUUAGAGGGAGUUGCUAUGGCUCGGAGUGGUCCAGCGGGCUAAGCACUGCCACUAUGAUCAGGAGAUCAGGAGGUCGCUGAUGCAAAUCUUGUUCAUGUAGCUUGCCAUCGGCUACCAGAGCCCUGAAAGAGAGCACAAUUGGCCUUGCUCUCUCUAGGUGGGUUGAUGGAGCUCUUUCCCCACAUCACAUCAAGGGUGAUGUCUGCAGCACGAGGCAUCUGUAAGCUGAUGCAUCGGAACCGAGUCGCUGCGCUUUCCUCCGAGCUAAUUGGCAACUUGGCAAUGCUGCAUCAGCAGCAAUUCCAUUAGCAGUGUAAAUUGGGGAGAAAAUGGGAAAACAAUAGAAAUAAAAUUAUCUAAAAAAAAAGGGGAGGUUGCUACCUGAUCCAGCACAUGGGAAGCUUUUUAAUUAAUGCUAGAUUAGAUGUUUUGCAGAGUGUGGGGUCCCCAGGUCUCCAGGUUCAAGUUUGGGAACCCCUGAACUAGAGUGUAUAUAAUGUCCCCUUUAACUAUGGUGAGUACUCCAAGAGUCGUAAACCAUUUAAAAGACUGAGGUCCCUAACUUGGCUGUAUGUGGGGGUUAAAAGAAAGUUGCAAUAAAGCCAAAAGGGACUUUAAAAUCACUGGAAUUAACCUUCUUUGCGGCAGUCCCGGAUGACCACAACAGUAUGGACAAAGUGGAGAGUGCGGGCUCUAUAGAUGACCAGUUGCACUGAAGUGAAAUUGAAGGACGGCCAACAUGAAGAGCAUAAGUGCUCCCCCAUCCCGAUUAGCUGCUCUGUAGAUCUAGCAAGUAGUUUUUCCAGUCAGGAAAAUAACGAGAUACGUAUAAGUGCCACUUAAAAUAUAACGUUGUGACCUUAACCAUCCUUAUUUAUCUAUUUAUUUGUUUUUUUAAACUAUUUAUUGAUUUAUUUAAUUAUUUAUUAAUAAAAUUAUUUAUUUAGUUUGCUUCGGUUUUUAUUUAUUUAUCGUUUUCUGUUGAGAAAGUGUUGUUUUUAGAUAAAUGUACAGUAUGCUGGGUGUUCGUACGUAGCCUAUUGCAGAAGCAACGUUACCAUAAGUGUUAGACUGUGACAUUCAACUUUUCAUGAAAAAAAAAGAAAAAAUGUUAAAAGAAUCCAACUGCACUUUUUCAGUGUUUACUUAUUUAUAUUGGAUAUAUUUUGUGAUGAAAUUAGAGAUAGGCUAUUAUGAGAACUGAUUUUCCUCAGAGGUCUGUCCUUAGCCCGUGACCAUAGCCCACAGAACAGAAGUAGCCUAGCUUAGUGCUAAAAACAAAAACAAACCUUAAGGCUGCUCUGUAGUUAUGGCCAUUUGAAGAGAAACACAUGAACAUAUAGAAAGAAAAAUUCGGAACUAGUAUGGAAACACACGAAGGAGGAACACAAACCUAAACAAAUAUGUGUUUAACUGUGUUUUUACUGGUCUAUGAGAGGAUAUUUACUAAGGAAAGGACAGAGGAAGUAAAGAAAACACUUCCUGAUGUGACCAAAUAUGACAUCUUAAGUCUGAUCUUUAUUUUAUUGUUUGUUUGUAUGUUUGAUUUGUUGAUGUUCAUGUGUCGCUGUUUAAAAUAUUUUUAUUUGUGUAUUCAUUUCCGCACUGAGACAGAUAAUUACAAUAAGUUAUUUUAUAGUGGGGGAAAAAUAUUUGCUAUCCAAAGAAUUCUCGUCUUUUCAGGGUUGUGCCCUUAUUGCUUUAUGCACAUAUUUUGUAGUAGAGUUGCUGUGACAGCUGGUUUUUAAACAAAAGCAUUUUUUCAUAUUUUACUGGUGAGUUGUUUUUUUUUAAAUAAAACAAUAAUAAGAGAAACCGACAAAUGACUCAAGUCUUUUUCCUGUUUACUAAUGAGAAACAAGAACUAUGUGUGGUGGAUAUGUGUGAUUUGAUUUUAAAACUUCGGAACUUUAAUUGGGUAGUGUAGUGGGUAACAACACUGCCUUCAAGGUGGCCAAUAUGGGUUUGGUUCACAGACCAGAUAAACGGAUCACUCUACGCCAAUAAGAGCAGCUGGAUUUCAAACGUUGCAUUUGAUUACCUGUGCAACCCUUUCUCUUGUCAGUGUAUUAACAAAAACAGCAACCAAGGAUCCAAUCCAACUAACACAAAUGUAUUAGUGAGCAACUUUAUGAAUUGCCUCAUGUUUUUGUAGUAAUUUUAUGGAUUGUCUUAAAUUUUGUAGUAAAUUUACAGAUCUAAUUAUCUGUAAGAACUUUAGGGAUUCUAUAAAAAUCUGUAUCAAAUGUACAGAUUGUGUCAUUCACUUUAGCAACUUUAACUAAUUUUCUGUAGCAACUUUACAGAUUGUCUUAUUUUGUGUAGAAACUUUAUGUUUGCCUAAAAAUCUGUAGCAAAUUUACAGAUUGUUAAUUUUCUGUAGCAACCUUACAAAUUGAUUUUUUGUGUGAAAACUUUGGUCUACAAUUCUUAACUUAUAGAUUGUCUUAAAUUUUGUUACUACACAGACUUUCUCAUUUUCUGUUGCAGCUUUACAGAUUGUCAGAUUUUUUGUAGAAACUUUAUAGAUAGUGUAAAAUUCUGUAGCAACUUAACUGAUUGCCUGACAUUUCGAUGCUACACAGAUUUUCUGUUGUGAAUUUACAGAUUAUCUUAUAUUUUCUGUAGAACUCCAUAUAAUGUCAUCAUUGUACAAAAAAUGUCUAAAUAAAAAAAUCCCAUUUA